Messenger RNA from Mus musculus (house mouse), 903 nucleotides. It is a transcript of the gene Vmn1r198, whose product is annotated as vomeronasal 1 receptor 198. The transcript has a single exon. The record is from RefSeq and is marked provisional. Gene Ontology annotation, cellular component: plasma membrane; membrane. Lineage: Eukaryota; Metazoa; Chordata; Mammalia; Rodentia; Muridae. Gene Ontology annotation, molecular function: G protein-coupled receptor activity; pheromone receptor activity. Gene Ontology annotation, biological process: sensory perception of chemical stimulus; G protein-coupled receptor signaling pathway; signal transduction. Bases 1 to 903 code for a protein of 300 amino acids.
AUGAACUGGAGUAAUGUUAUCCACACUAUAAUCUUCCUUUCUCUUAUUGGACCUGGAAUUAUGGGAAAUAUCCUAAUGUUUGCGAGACUUGGGUACACUUCUGCCUUGGAGACUGAGAAAAAGCCCAUUGACGUAAUUCUCAUCCACUUGGUGUUUUCUAAUAUGAUCAUCAUUUGUACAACAGGGUUGAAAGAGCUUGCCACAGUGUUUUAUUUCAGAAGCUUCCUAGGAGAUAUUGGCUGCAAAACUACAGUUUAUCUGGCAAGGAUGGCACGGGGCCUUUCCAUCUGCACCACCUGUCUCCUCAGUGUGGUCCAGGCUGUCACCAUCAGUCCCAGGACCACCUUUUGGACAAAACUCAAACCACAGACAUCAUGCCAAGUUCUUCCCUUUCUCCUCCUUUUCUGGAUUGUUAAUGUUCUCAUAAGCUCCAACUUACUCUCUUACAUUAAAGGAGGUAGUAGCUUGAACAGGUCUGUGGCUAUAAUGUACAUUGGCCACUGCUAUAUGCUACCAUCCAGACACAUUAUCAAGUGGUUUUUCCUCUCUCUCAUGACUCUUCGUGAUGUCAUCUUUCAGAGUCUCAUGGGCUGGAGCAGUGGUUCCAUGGCUCUCCAUCUGUAUAAUCAUCACAAACGUGUUCUCUAUCUUUAUAGCUCCAGGUUUGCAAACAACUCCCCUCCAGAAAUUAGAGCUACAUGGAGUAUUCUCAUUCUUAUGGCCUGCUUCCUUUUCUUCUAUUGGGUAGAUUUCAUUCUCUCUUUCUAUACAGGUUUCACAGUGACACAUGAUUCUAUUUCACUAAAUAUUAAAACAUUUUUAGAACUUGGUUAUGCUAGUUUCAGCCCCUAUGUUCUGAUUAGCAGAAAUGUUCGUGUCCCUAAUACCUUACAUGCUCACUGA